GUAAUUUUAUAUAGUAGCGGUUUAACUUUUAUCUUUUAUUUAUUAAUGGAUGUUCUUCUGAAAAAUAAUUUUUAUGCACUUAAAUAAAAAAAAAAGUACCUUUAAUUUAAUCUAGCAUCUCCAGUUUGAACAUACAUGCUAUCCUUUGGUAUUUAUAUUUUUAUUCAUCGCUGCUGCAGUUACAGCCGAUGUAAAUAAACAGAACGUGACUAUUUUACAUGGAUAUUUAUAUGGAAGAUAUAAGUGAUGAAGAAGUGGAAUCAUUAUCUGAAAUAUCUGUAGAUGGUGUUUCAGACUUAUCAGAUGGUGAACCUCUUGAACCGAAUAGAGAAGAUGCUGACGACAAUGACAAUGAAGAAAAUAGUUCUGCUGAGGAAGGUGCCAGUAGUAGAGUAUUGCGGGUUCGAAGACGGGCCAGCUAUCGAGAAAUGCUAGAACAGUUAAAUAGCACAGACAAUGAUGAAGAUAAUGUUGAAACUCCUAAAGCUUUGACACCGGAGAGAACUUCUCAUGCUGAGGAGUCCAAAAGUAAACCUUCACCUUCUCCCAAGGGAGGGUUUGAUGAUGAUGGUCAGACUUGCACCAUUUGUUUUGAACAAUGGACCAGCUCAAGUGAGCAUCGUUUAGUUUCUCUUAGAUGUGGUCAUUUAUUUGGUCGCAGUUGUAUAACAAGAUGGCUAAAGGGGCAAAAUGCCAGAUGUCCACAAUGUAAUGCUAGAGCAAGAAAAUCUGAAAUUCGUAACAUUUAUGCACGAGCUGUGAAGGUAAUAGACUCAAGUGAGAGAGACCGAGCUCUGCAAGAUCUGCAGAAGGAGCAGGAACUGAGGAGAAAAUUUGAAAUGGAAGCUACACAGGAACGGCUAAAGUAUACGUUAGCCUCUAAAGAAUGUGAAAGGUUAAAGAAGGAAUUGAUGAGUGCCAAUAAAUUACUACAAGAAUAUAGGUGUGGUAUAAAAGGCAGUGAAAGCUCACAGGCUUCCAAAUCCAAGGUUCCUAUUUAUUCUUUGGAAAAAUGUUUAGAUAUUGCCAAAAAUGGUGGAUGUCGAAUAGUUGAUGUGUGUGAGCUUCUAGGAAUGCUUCUAAUUUCUCAACCUUCUGUAAAUGAACUAUUUCCUGGUUAUGGGUUUCGAAAAAUAUCAACAUUAGAUAUGAAGCCAUCAGAAUUUGUUUGGGUCCAUCAGAAGCCAAUCAAGGAUAUGGCAUUUCAUGUCAACGAUGGCCUUGUUCUGACUGCAUCAUUAGACAAAUCUGUUAAGAUUACAAAUGUUUUGUCAAACACAGUAGUUCAAACGUAUUCAGUUGAAUCUGAUGUUUGGAGUUGCAAAUGGGAUGCAGAUGAUCCACUGUACUUUUUUGCUGGUCUCAAAUCUGGUGCCACUUUUCUUUUUGAUAUUCGUAUGACUAGCAGCCAUGUCCGUGAAUUACCAGCUUUCGGCAGUAAAACUCCAGUUGUUUCUGUAGAAUACCUUCGCAAUGCAACAUCUGCUAGUUACAGAACGUCUGGUCCGAUUGUUGGGAAGCUCUCCGAUUGUGCAUUUUAUGAAAAAUUGAACAGUGUUGGGGAAUAUAAAGUUGCUCCUUUGCCUGCAUUAGGUCCCUGUAAUUCUUUGAGUUCAGAACCAGCUUCUGGUCAUUUUUUAGUCUCCUGUCGGCCUACUCCAAAGCAGCCUCGGGUCUCUCAUACAUUAUGUGAAUUUGUAACCGAGACUUCUGGAGGACUUAUUUGUAAUCCCAUUCAGACGAUUUUUGGAGGUAGAACUCAAGCUCAACUUACAAAGUCAAAGCUCCUGUUGCAUCCUGAUAAGGAAAGCUCUUUGCUUAUUUGUGCUGGUGAUGAAGAAGCCAAUGGUGCUCUUAUAUGGGAUGGUUGUUCUGGAAACUGUCUGUCUCAUUUGAAAACGGAUUCGCCUGUUUUAGACUUAGCUGGCAUGAAGAUCAACCACAAAUCAUUUCUGACGGCUCUCACAGACAAAUCUUUGAGGGUGUAUAGCUGGAUGGGUGAAGAAUAAUUUGUGUUACAACAUUCUAGACAUAUGUGAUAAUUACAGUGCUCAUCGUACUCCAGUCCAUUUGAAUUAUGUUGCAUAGCACAAAACAUCCAAUGUUCUAUCAUUUUAUCUUCCAAUGUAAUUAUAGAGUAGAUUUUAAUUUUUAUAUGCAUUUGUAAAUAUGUAUCUAAAGCUAUUUAAAUAAAUGU
Molecule: messenger RNA, 2197 nt
Organism: Uloborus diversus
Lineage: Eukaryota; Metazoa; Arthropoda; Arachnida; Araneae; Uloboridae
Product: E3 ubiquitin-protein ligase RFWD3-like
Exons: 12
Coding region: 219-2009 (596 amino acids)
Biological process (GO): interstrand cross-link repair; protein ubiquitination
Cellular component (GO): nucleus
Molecular function (GO): ubiquitin protein ligase activity; protein binding
Source: RefSeq, a predicted model, not a curated record